Pygocentrus nattereri (red-bellied piranha) is the source of this 6604-nucleotide messenger RNA. It is a transcript of the gene large2, whose product is annotated as LARGE xylosyl- and glucuronyltransferase 2. The record is from RefSeq and is a predicted model, not a curated record. Gene Ontology annotation, molecular function: xylosyltransferase activity; glucuronosyltransferase activity. The transcript is spliced from 16 exons. NCBI's taxonomy places the organism in Eukaryota, Metazoa, Chordata, Actinopteri, Characiformes, Serrasalmidae. Gene Ontology annotation, biological process: protein O-linked glycosylation via mannose. Bases 681 to 2933 code for a protein of 750 amino acids.
GAGAAUCACUCGGAGAGAGCGAGAGAGAGAGAAGGGUAAGGAGAUUUUGGAGCAUUUCUCACUCAGUUUCGUCUCCAGCUGCCCUUUUUCAUGAACGUGUAUUUGGAUGCAUAUGUAAAUGUAUAUGUGCAUGGACGGGCUCCUCUGUCUGAGGUAGUGGGACUCUUGGGUUCCUCAGUUGGACAAACUCCACUUUUCCUAUUCGGAGGUCAUUCCUUCACUCUGAUUGGUGUUAUCUUUGCUACCAUCCAAAGACUAAGAGCAUGCAUGUUUGUGUGUGAUUUGUGGUUUUCGGGGAAGCCUCUCUCACUGUGGUCAAGCUCCAGUAUUUUAGACUUUCACACCUGGAAAGGACAUCUGGCUGCCAGCUUUGAGGCAACAUUCAUACCUCCACGUGGAUCUACCUGCCUUUUUUUGGGAUUCUACCAAUUUACCAUCUUGCCUUUUGGAUUUCUUGUGUUCCAGCUCUUUUCUUUUGCGCUUUGACUCUGAACUUAACUUCUAAGGCACGCUGAGGCUUGAAGGAGCUGAGCAGGAGCUUUCUUCCUAAACUUUUGCGUCAGAGAAGAGAAGUUCUGGUAAGAGGAUGCUGCAGGGAGUCAGAGUGAGGCUGAUCCCCACCUGAAGCCCCUCCCCCCUUCCCCACCACUGCCUGGCCCUCUGCCCCCCACCGCCCCAGGAUGCACUGCCCGUGCCGAGGGAAGCUGAAGCUGCUGCUGGCAUCUCUGAGCUUCAUUGUUCUGCUCACCUGGCUCUACCUGCUUGCGGGCAACCUGGAGAACGGGCGCUCCCUACUCCUCUCGCCUUGCGUGGUGGAGUCCACUGAGGCUCGUCUGUUGGAACGGGACGUCCUGGAGUCGCGGGUCCGAGAGGUGGAGGAGGAGAACCGGCAGAUCCGCCUUCAACUCAGCCAAUCACAGAGCCUGGCGGCUCAGCCUGCCGAGGGUAACUAUGGCAACCAGCAGUGGGUGGCGUCAGCAGACACGGGUCCAGAGGAUGUGGAGAAUACUGCAGAGGAGCGAGCCAAUCACAGCGAGUGUGCACGGUCACCCACCGCAGAGAAGUGUGAGCUGAUUCAUGUUGCAUGUGUGUGUGCGGGUCACAACGCCAGCCGAGACGUGGUCACCCUGGUCAAAUCCAUCCUGUUUCACAGGAGAAACCCACUGCAUUUUCACUUCAUCACUGACACGGUGGCCAAUCAGAUCCUCAGCACUUUGUUCCAGUCGUGGAUGGUGCCCUCGGUGCAGGUCAGCUUUUACGACGCUGAUGAACUGAAGUCGGAGGUGUCAUGGAUACCCAAUAAACACUAUUCAGGAAUUUAUGGCCUGAUGAAGCUCACCCUAACCAAAGCUCUGCCAUCUGACCUCUCCAAGGUCAUUGUGUUAGAUACAGACAUUACCUUUGCCACUGACAUCGCAGAGCUAUGGGCCAUCUUCAAGAAGUUCACAGAGAAACAGGUGAUUGGGCUGGUGGAGAACCAGAGCGACUGGUACCUGGGCAAUCUCUGGAAGAACCACAAACCCUGGCCUGCUCUGGGACGUGGCUUCAACACAGGGGUGAUACUGCUGUAUCUGGAGAGGCUGCGCAGAAUCGGCUGGGAGCAGAUGUGGAGGCUGACGGCUGAAAAGGAGCUAAUGAGCAUGCUCUCCACCUCCCUUGCUGACCAGGAUAUAUUCAAUGCUUUCAUCAAGCAGAACCCCGUGCUGGUGCACCAGCUGCCCUGCUUCUGGAAUGUUCAGCUAUCAGACCACACUCGCUCUGAACAGUGCUACACUGAAGUGUCUGACCUUAAGGUGAUUCACUGGAACUCCCCUAAAAAGCUGAGGGUAAAAAACAAGCAUGUGGAAUUUUUCCGGAAUCUUUACUUGACUUUCCUGGAAUAUGAUGGGAAUCUUCUCCGACGGGAACUUUUCGGGUGUCCGAGUCAGGCCAGCUCUGAAAGCACAAAGCUUCAGAAUGCAUUAGAGGAGCUGGAUGAGGAUGAUCAGUGCUAUGAUUUCCGGCGGGAGCGGAUCAUGGUGCACCGUGUUCACUUGUAUUUCCUGCAGUAUGAAUACACGUCCACUGAGGAUGACACGGACAUCACGCUGGUGGCCCAGCUGUCCAUGGAUAGGCUGCAGAUGCUGGAGGCCAUCUGUAAACACUGGGAGGGACCCAUAAGCCUGGCUCUCUAUAUGUCUGAUGCUGAAGCCCAGCAAUUUCUGCGCUAUGCCCAGGCCUCAGAGGUUCUCAAAAACCGCAAGAACGUGGGCUACCACAUCGUCUACAAAGAGGGACAGUUCUACCCCGUUAAUCUGGUCCGCAACGUGGCUCUCCAUAAUGCCAAAACACCUUACGUCUUUCUGACCGACAUAGACUUCCUCCCUAUGUAUGGGCUAUAUGAUUACCUCAGAAAAUCCAUCGUCCAUUUGGACAUGGCUAACACCAAAAAAGCUCUGGUGGUGCCAGCUUUCGAGACCCUGAGAUACCGUCUCUCUUUUCCUAAAUCCAAAGCUGAAUUGCUGUCCAUGCUAGACAUGGGGACUCUCUACACCUUCAGGUACCAUGUUUGGACCAAGGGUCAUGCACCAACCAAUUAUGCCAAAUGGAGGACGGCCACUACACCCUAUAAAGUGGAAUGGGAGGCAGACUUCGAGCCCUAUGUGGUGGUCAGACGGGACUGUCCCGAGUAUGACCAGAGAUUUGUAGGCUUUGGCUGGAACAAAGUCUCCCAUAUCAUGGAGCUUGAUGCACAGGAGUAUGACCUGAUUGUGUUGCCGAACGCCUUCAUGAUCCACAUGCCCCACGCGCCUAGCUUUGACAUUUCAAAGUUUCGCUCCAGUCCCGGUUACCGGUACUGCUUGACGACACUUAAAGACGAGUUCCAUCAAGAUCUUUCUCGGAAGUAUGGUUCAGCUGCUCUCAAGUACCUCACUGCCCAGAGGAACAUUUAAUCUCAGCCCUUCAUGUUCGUUAACAGGAGUUAACAUUUUUGAGUUUCUGGAGGCCUUCCGGCCACAUGCUGCUCUGAGACAGGUCGAUGUGUCCAAGAUGUCCGAGGCUACUAAAUUGCUCUUUCACAAACAUCUGUAUUUGUACCGAAUCUGCAGAGUGCGGGUCAGAAGACUGGAGCUUUAACCCUUGUUUCUGAACACAGCUGUUACAAGCAAGACACAAAACAGUGACGUCAGCACUAUCCCAAUGUCAAAAGACUGGAGUGUAACACAAAGGAUAGCUAAUACUUGACCAAACAUUUCAACUGCUGCUUAGCAGGCCCUAAAUGAAGCCUACUGUAUGUGUGAAGUUGAAGGUCUGGACACUUGCUUAAAAGCAACAAGACAAAGAUUAUGAUCAAGGUUCUUUUUUUUUCGACAAUCAGGGCUUUUUCUUCACAUGGCAUUUGGUAGCUUUUGCUCUUGGAAGCAGGUGGGUUGAGUGAGCUGUGCUGAAGAAACAAGCUUUGCGAAGCCUCUUCUGUUAGACCAGAGGCUGAAGAGGUCGAGACGACUAGAGGAACAAAUUGAAGCCUUAUCAUUUCCUCAAAUAUUUAAGAUAUUUAUGAUUUUUCUUUCCUUUUUAAAGAAUAUGGUAAAUUAAUUAUGGACAUGUAUGUCUUGAUUAUGAAACUGAACUGAAAAACAAAACAAAAUCACAUUAUUUUUUAAUUUCCAUAAACGGAGUACCUUAGGUGACAGAGAGAGUGAAUGCUUGACAGAGACGCAUACCUUGUAAUGUGGGGACGCUACAGAAAACCAUGUAGGGCAUAUUUUCCGUUAGGCAUGAUGGGUUGUCUGGUUGCUGCAUUUAUGACUGUCACUUGACAAAGUUGCCACAUAUUAUGGCAUGCUUAUUCCAUAUCCGGCAUCAUAGUGUUUAGAAAAUUCAUAUCUCAGCAGCUUUCAUCUCAAACUCACUCUGAUCACUCAACUGUACAUUUCAAGAAAUGUUUAUUUGAAAGAGAAUAAUAUCUACUAUUAUGAUCAUUACAGUUAGAGAUUGUUAUUAGGGACCAUCAAAGGGACAGCUGUUUUGCUCUCUUUUGGAAGUAAAUGUUGAUUUUAGACUGUGUUAUUCACUAUUGGUCAAUACUGAUAAACUACUGUACCUGUCAAUCUGUAUUACAACCACACUGCACUAAGAAAGGAUUUAUAAGUAUAUCAAAAAGUCUACUACACUGUACACAAAUCUACAAAUACUGUGCAAUACCCACCAAAAUGGUUUAAAUUGAUGUAUCCAUUCCAUGCCCACAAAUGCUUUCCAUUUGUUUCAUUUGCUUCAUAAAGUUGCUAGCUUUAUAGAACAUUGACAAACAUUCCUUUCAAUCUAAUAUUUUAUCUUGGAAUUCAGAUUUGCUAUAUAAGAAAGAUUGUCCAGAUUAAAGUGCCCUGAUUUGUUGUAGCUAAUCCAAACUAGGCAUAUUGGAAGCAACAACAAGGAAUUUGCCACCAAGCUAAUGUCAGCUCUAUUACACGACCAAAAAGCUACACCUGAUAUAUUCCUACAGUUACUACGUUUACAUGCACACCAAUGGUUAGAUAUUAGUCUAACUGAGGCGCCUAGUCUAAAUAAGCUAUGAUGAUGUAAACUGAUUUGUUUGUUACGGCAGCACUAGUCAUCCUAGGCUUAGCCUGAUAAAAUGUGCUCAAGGCUGAUAUAUUGGCCGCGCUGUUUAAGAUAGAUGUGUAUAUCGCUCCACUGAUCCACCAAGAGAGGCAAAAUGUCAGUAUUUAUAGAGGAAGAAAGAGACAUCACCCUGUUUUCCACUUAACGCAGACAUAGUUGAUCAGCUAAGGCAAGUUUGGUGUCCAUUCCUUUAGUUUAGCAUUGAAACUAUGAGGCUGAUGUUGCUAACAAACACUAGAAGUAAGUACACACCCAAAACGUUCCCGUAAAUACAUUUCCAAAACUUUCCUCAACCUACUCAAACCUUAUCCAAGGCUUCAAGGUCAUGCAGACUUGUCAACGUGGUUUUGGACACAGUAUAACGUGCUGUAGGUAUAAAAAUAAACAAAAUAAAUGAACUACUUUACAUAACAUGUUGGUUCUAUUUACAAAGCCCUGCAUUGACCUGGGGGGUAUUUCACAAAGCAAGAUUUCUUAGCCAGAUAAUUUAAGCCCAAAGAUGAGGACUGUCCAAUAGGAAUGUCCCUCUGCUCUUUUCCUAUUGGACAAGCUUGACUUUGGGCUUAAGUUAUCUGGCUAACUGAGAAAUCCUGCUUUGUGAAAUACUCAUCUGGUCACCAGACAAAACAGCAUGUGUUGUGUUUUAGAUGCUGGUAUGCUGGAUAACUAGAAUAAGAUCGAAUUGUUCAUAAAUAGAGACAAUGAUAUAGCAUCCAUGUGCCUGUGUGACAUGCCACAACCGCUGUAUUCAGCUACAUAGUGAAGUUUUGUUCAUACUGUGCCCUAAAGCACAUCAACAAUCUGUGCAACCUAAAUGAGGAGGAUGUCAGAGUGAGUUAAGAGAAGUUUUGGGGAUGUUUUCACGGAAAAGAUUUGGGUGACUAUUGACUUCUCUAGUGUUUUUUAGCAACAUUAGCCUUGUAGCACUAGUGGGACAAUUUGAACUAUCUCGGCUGAUCCGCUACAUCUGGUGUAAAGUUUUGUAGAUUAGAUUUUAUUUAUUCAUCUAAACAUUUAGUCAAAAGUAGACAUUACAUUUGAAAAUGGAAAAAGUACCUUAAAAUGGCAGAAAACUCAUGUGGAUAAACUUACAUGCUUCAUGAUGGAGGCGUCAUUUCGGCCCAGUUUCAUUGUGUGCAUGUAAGCAUAGACACUAUCAUUUCCCACACAUACAAAAAGCAUCAUUUGAGGCUCCUGAGUGGUGCAACCGUCUAGGCGUUGGCCCUAUUAUCAGGAGAUCAUAAGAUCCCUGGUGAUGCUCCAACCGUCUGUGGCUGGGGGUCCAGGAGAGCACAACGGGCCUCACUCUCUGGGUGGGUAUGAUGUUUCCCCCCAUCUCUCAGAGUGAUGCUGGCCAGUACAGGCGUCUGUUAGCUGAUGUAACAGAACUGCCAAUGUGUUUAGCUGUUUAAUGAUUACAAAGAUCUCGGAGGAAGCCUGUGCUAGCCCUCCUAGCGCUGGUGGUAUCGUGUUAUCGUGCAAGUCCUAACUAGUGGAUGGAAUUGGACACGACUAAAUUGUGGAGGAAACUGGAGAAAUGUUCCCAGUAAUAAAAAAGACCAUCAUUUAAACUAAAUAAUGCACAAUUUAGAUAUUGUCAGAAACUGAGUAGCGUGCUUUCAUUUCUCAUUAGCAUUUUUGCUAGCACUCUGCAAAGCUUCUCCAAGCUAGCAACAGAGCAUCUGUGAAGCAAGGAUACAUCAAUUCUAGCACCGUUUGCGGUGGAGUAAAUCUGGAAUUCAGUGUGAGAUAUUUCACUGGGUCAUUUAAGUUCAUCCGUCUUGCAUCGUUCAUAUCCCUCCACUGCGUAGACUGCACAAAUCUGCAGUACAUGCCUGUGCCUUUGCUGUAUUGUGAACUGGAUAUUGAUUGUACUACUGUACACGUCAGCAGGGCCUGCAAGAGGUACUCUAUUUAUUAUUGUUGACUUUAAAUCAAUCAUAUUUUUCUAUGUAGGGGACAAAAGUGCUUUAAAUAAAUUUGCCCUUUUUUUAAGACUGUC